Belonocnema kinseyi is the source of this 3706-nucleotide messenger RNA. RefSeq lists its product as uncharacterized. The transcript is spliced from 9 exons. The record is from RefSeq and is a predicted model, not a curated record. Bases 258 to 3512 code for a protein of 1084 amino acids. NCBI's taxonomy places the organism in Eukaryota, Metazoa, Arthropoda, Insecta, Hymenoptera, Cynipidae.
UGCGAUCGCAAUUUAAAAACCUUACCGCAUUUUUCUAACCGUCUUGAUGAGUUUGUGCGUAUGUCGUUAUUUCUUGUCGAAUAAUUAAUUUCUCCUGACGUUUUGUGAGGAAUAGGAUAUGUGUACAAUAUGAUUCUGCCUGAGUGAAAUGUUUCUCGAACUUGAAUCCUUUUCUCGUGGCUCCAAAAGCAGUAUUUAAUGAUUUUUUGAUUCAUCGAAAAGGACUUCAGAGAAGCCGGAGUCCAGUGUAAAUAAACAUGAGUGAUUUAAUAGAGUGGAAGAGUCCCGAUACGAAAAAUGGUUUGAGGACAGAACUCGCUUCUCCAUUAAUUCCGCCUCCUGCAGGUUCAGGAAGUGAAGAACCAACUUCAGUCACAAAUGGCUUACCGAACUUGAUGUCAGGCGAGAAGCGUCCUAGUUUGGACAACAAUCCCUUCGACCAGGUCUUUAAAGAAACUGCAGAGUAUGUUCGAAAAAGGGAAGACCCAUUCGAAAUGGUUCUGGAAAACGUUUCCAGUAGCAAAAAAACAAAACGACACUCGGUCGACUUCCAGGACGAUUUUAUCCCAAAGCACACAAGGUACGCGGAAGUCCUAAAAAUGAAUAAAACCCUGGACGAAUCAGUGCUUGACAUCGAUUUAAACUCUUCUCGUUUCUGCCUCGAAGAAAACAGUAUCAUUGGGGAUCUGAACAAUACCGAUUUGUUAAACGAAAAUUCCAAAGACGGGGCUGUGCCUGAAAUUGCAGUUCACGCAGCUAGUCCAAUAAACACUUCUAUUUUAAAUUAUUCUGCUAUGAACGAUUCCCUCACUGGCAAAGUGUCCAGCGCAAACGCUGAAGAAACCGCAAUCAGAUCUCUCGUCGCUAAGAGAGUUUCAAUGUGUAUCCAAAAAGGAAUUAUGGAUGCAGAACUCAUGUUGAAUCCCAAUCAAAAAUGUAAAUUAAUAAAUGGUAGACGCUGUCUCUCACAAACCGAUGGGCUUUCCCCGAAGAGAUUCGACUUUAGAAAAAGAUCACAUUCCAUAAUAGACAGGAAGAGAAGUCUUUCCAGAAGUGAGCAAAACACUUUGCCCAGCUUGUCUUCUAUGUAUUUCGAGGAUCCAAUGAAUCAAGGUUUCUGCGAUGAACAAUACAUUGGAGGCAAUUUAUAUAAUUCCGAAUUUAAGUUCCUAAACUCUAAAGACUAUUCAUCAGUGUUUUCCGAUCUAUCUAACGUCUCCGCAAUAACAAGUCUUGGCUCAAAUUCUUGCAACAAUUCCAUUUUUAACGGAGCCAUGAAUCAAGGCUUUUUUUGCAACUGUACUUUUCCCAACUGUCAACAUUUUCCAGCAAUCACACUGUCUCCUGCGAAUUCUCGGGGGAGUAUUCGAAGCAGUUCAGCAAGCACUAAUGGCUCGUUGAAUGCCUCCGAAAGUGCCAGGAGCGACCUUUCUGAUCUGAGGGAAAGAUUCAAUGCUCUCAAGGUGAAAUUGUCGGACAGUUCUCCAAACGACUCGAGCAAUACAAAGGGAGACAUUACGGAAUUGUCAGAAAAGUUUAGGGAAUUAAAAUGUAUAAGUGAAAGUGGAAAUAGUGAAGAAAAAAGCAAAGUUGAGUCCGAGGGAGAAAAAGAAAAGCAAGAAGACAAGAAGGAUGAAAAGCUGAUAGAUGUCGAGGUUUUUGUUCCUUCCGGUGGGUCUGCAUCUUCAGGAACAGAGACAUUUUCGGGCAGCUCUUCGGAUUCUGUGUUCACUAUUAGUGGAGGAGAUAAAUCGAUUAUGAGCGAGGCGAGAAAACUUGCAAGAACUUUCGAAGAGAUGGCAGAGAACAAGAUAGAUUCAGAUGGAUUGGACCUACUCUCCAAUCACACCGAAUUUGACUUUGAUCAGCUGCCAGAUUCGGACGACGAAGUCAUCGUCGAUAAUCUGAUUGAUUUGCCUCCAUCGCCCUUCAAACCAGAAGCCCCUCCGAAUUCACCAGCGGAAGUCGAGAACGGAAGUCCACCGGCUGACGAAUCUUCAGAAGAGAAGAACAAGAUUAGGAUGAAGGAAAUAGAAAUGGAGUUCAUCCAGCCCAAGGAUCCCGAGAAAAAGAUCAAGGCUACUUCUCUCUUGUUGGAACUCGAGAAAUUAAUCAAAACCGAGCAGAAUCCCGACGCUGAGAAAUUAUUAAUUGAACUCGAGAAAGUCCUGGGCGUAAAGUGGGAAAAUAAUACUGAAUUGCUGGGAACAUAUUUGCAAAAUGCGAAGAGUAAUCUGCAAAUUGAUAAAAUUGGGAUAGAUGAAGGCGAGGAGAAAAAGGAUCUAGAGAAUAAAGAUGUAGAAAAUAAGGAUAGUAGCAAUAGUGAUAGAGAAGACAAAGAGAAUGAAAGUAUUGAUGUUAAGGAGUGUAAAAAGGAAAUGUUCAACAGGGGAAAUUCAUUUGUGAUUAAGAAGGGAGGACACGAUGUUAGGAAAAUGCAGUAUCCUGGAUUGAAUAGAUCCAUUUCUAGUAAAAGUUUGGAUUCGUCUUUGAAGGUGAAAUCAGUUCAUGAUGAUUCAGCCGUGAAUCAAGUGGCAAUUAGAAACAAUUCCCAGUUAAUAAAAGAAAAGAUAAAGUUACAAAUCCCGGGAGUGAAAAAACGAUUCUCAAGCGAUCCUAAUUUUGUCGAUUCCAUAUCGGAAAAUAAGCAAGCUGAUUCUACUAGGAUAAUGAAGAAAUCUUUUUCCUCCAAAGAAGUUCGAGAUAAAUUAAUUCCUGCGCCGGAAAUACAGAAAAGCACGAUUUCGUAUAUGACCGAUGCUCUCCGGAACAAAUUCAAGCAUAAAUCCGACACGGGAGUUUCUAAAAGAGGACCGAUGAAAGCAACGAUAUCUUUUGGAAAUAUGCAUAGAAGAGGAUCAAUUGGGAAGAAGACCUCCUCGGUGGCAGAACCAGAAACGCCGCCAAAAAAGUCGCCCGAAGGGCCUCCUGUUUAUAGUGCACUUAGCAGCACACCUAAUUCGUUUACUAGACCCACAUUUUACAAAAAAUCGAAAUCAAAGCCAGUCGCUUCUUCCACUCCGGAUUCCAAGGAACCGUGUACGCCAUUCAUGAAACCACCUUCACCUCGUAAACGCAAUUUUUCAUGGAAUAUUUCUCCAGUUCCUACGCAUUCAAAAGCGAAUCAAGAAAAAUUGGGUUCAAAGGAUAGUCCAAAAGGCAGUAAAAUAAAUGCAUCUCCAAGGAGGCCAAGUACUCCGAAAGCUCGAAGACCUCCAAGUACACCUUCGGGAAUUCCAAAGUACUCCCCGAGACCUCAGAUGCAAAGAAGGAGGUCUUUAAAUGAUUUAAAUAAGUCAGAAAUGCGUCCAGAAUCGCCUCAAGCAGCUGCAAAGUCUUCGAGUUUUCAAAAGACUCCAAUCUCUACUAAAAAGGUCGAAUAUCAACCCUCUAAAAGCCCUUUGAGGAAUUUAAAUAAAAUUGAAUUUAAGGCCAAACCCUUCAACUUGAUAUCAAAGAUGCGUAGACGCGGCAGUGAGUACACCGAAGCAGAAAAAGAAAAUUAUUCUUGAUGGUAUAGACAUUUUUAGGAAAGAAACUUUUGAGAUACAUUCCCGUUCUUUACUUUAUAAGUGUUUCCGACUGUGAACUGUACUUCGUGAUUAAAUAAGGCUCGUUAUUACAAUUCUUAUGAGGUAUAAGGGAGUUUGAUUUUGAUAUAUAUAUAUAUUGAUCUAGGUUUUCUACUGUUUUAAAUAAAAUUCAC